GUACCAGAGAGGAAUGUAUAAAGCCCAGCAACUUAUUGACUGAUGUUCCAGUCGCUGCACAGAGUCCACAGUGAUCGGACGCUCCUCUACAUCCAGGGUGUCUUGAGUUGCCUCUUGGUUAAUUCAGAAAGCUUCUCAUCAUAAGACAUAAUUUAAGUCGUGAUCACUGGUGCUGAGUGGUGAAGCAAUGUUAAACCUCUUGUCGAGAAUCGUGAUAAGAGGUGAGCAUGAAGAUCGUCCAGCAUCAAGAGACAAGACUCUAAUCUUGAGUGGUUCUGACAAUUCAUCGGUGAUAGACGACACGGACGAGGAACUGCUCAGUCCCCCUGCGCUAGUCAUCAACAUAACACAGAUGGAGUCAGCAGACAAUGAUCUCAGUGAUCAGAUAAGCACGGCUCGAACCUCCGUCGAGCAGUCAGCUUUAAUAGACGAGAAGUUGACUGGCAAGAACUCCCCCGUUGUCCUACCUAGCCGGGAUGUCUGUCGUCGCAUCUUAGAGUUAGUCGAAUAUUACCUGAGCGACCACAAUCUGGUGAAGGACAUGUUCCUCUUGAAGCAUGUUACCAAGCACCACGAGGGUUACGUGUCCCUCAAGCUGCUUGCUAGUUACAAGAAGGUUAAGCGGCUCACCAAAGAUUGGAGGGUUGUUGCACAUUCUUUGAAACACUCAAAGACAUUAGAAAUGAACGAAGAUGAAACGAAAGUACGACGCCAACAGAUGUUGCCUCAUGAGCUUGAAGAGGACACGCGGCCCUUCAGGACGCUGCUGGCCACAAAUAUAUCGAAGGAGGAAGCAAAUAUGAAUUAUUUGGCAGAGUUUUUCGCAAAGUUCGGUGAAAUGACCUCUUUGCAGCUUCACAAACCCAGCGGCCGGGCCUUAGAAGAGGUGCGACAAGCAAAUCGUGAACAUCCAGGCAUCAUCAGCACAUUUUGCGCCAUUGUAGAAUACGAAAAGGUCCAUUACGCUCGACAUGCAAUCAAGUAUAUACUUAAUAACCCUGAAUGUAACAUGAACGUAGUUGAGUUACCCCGCAAGAAGCGUCAGAAUAGCUCUAAUCCGAACACCAAACCCAACGCUGAGGGAGAGAGCGCUUAUUAUAGCACAUCAGAUAUGUCAGAGCCAACGUCACCUGCCUCUCAUUUGAAAGCUCUAUACAAAUCAAAGUCCCCAUAUUCUUCUAUGACCUCUUCUCCCAUAAUAUCGCCUAUUUCAAUACGCCGCCAUUACAAAUCACAACUGUCUUCGCCAGAGUCAUCUCCUCCGUCAUCCUGCAGCCCCCGUCGCGGUCCCUCAACACCAUGUUCGUCUCCUGAAAGAAGCUCACACUUUGUCACUCGAUGCGAGGUGCCUGGGUCUUCUCCCCUGCCUCGUCGCCAGUUGGCACCCAGGAGCAUCACUUCCACGCCAUGUUCCCCUAACGCUUGGCGUCGUAUGAACCUUGCUAACAAAAAUAGUACUAAGGUUAUCGAAUCCGGGCCACCGUUACCCCUUAGUCCAUGGCUGCGCCGUCGCGUUGUCGCAUAUCCAGGAAAUGUUGGGUCUAGAUCAGCUGUGUCGUCUCCCUCAGCCUCCCCUGGUCUCCAGCGGCGCCACGACACCUCCAUCCUGGUACACGACAGCAUCACGCGGCUUCCGAGGGGUCCUGACGGCACUCGGGGCUUCCUUCCUCGUCAAAUUAUCGUGAACGCACAGACCUGAAGUACCGGCCAUAUGCCUUGCUAAGCUUGUAACCAUUGAAGAAAAACUUCUACCGUUAGUAACGAACAGGUCUAUCAAGUGCUAAUAUAAUCUGUUUACAUUAAUAUUCUGUGCAGGAAGAAGGGGUCGCGUAUAUAUACCUGUUAUAUGUAUUGCUCAACGCACAGCUACUUAAAUAAACCAUUGUAAC
Molecule: messenger RNA, 1889 nt
Organism: Procambarus clarkii (red swamp crayfish)
Lineage: Eukaryota; Metazoa; Arthropoda; Malacostraca; Decapoda; Cambaridae
Product: la-related protein 6
Biological process (GO): RNA processing
Cellular component (GO): nucleus
Molecular function (GO): mRNA binding
Source: RefSeq, a predicted model, not a curated record